AUGGCUGAGGCGGCGGCAAGAGACUUCUUUGGUGGCACGGUUGGGGGAAUGAUAGCCAUACUGUCCGGUCAUCCACUGGACACUGCGAAGACUCGUAUCCAAGCCAUGGCCCGCUUUGAGGGCUAUGGCACCUGGCGUGUGCUCAGCGACACAGCGCGUGUUGAGGGCUUCCGGGCCCUAUACCGGGGUAUGUCCGUGCCCUUUUUCAGCACAGCGUUGGUGAAUGCUGUGGUCUUUUGUGCCGAAGGCGUCUCAGAGCGCUUGCUGCAGGAUGCCUUGGGCAAGGAGCGCCCAGCCAUGACAGGCUUCUUGGCUGGCUGCAUUGCAGGCUUGGCCCAGAGCCCGCUGGUGUGUUUGGUGGACCUGGUGAAGACCCAGCGGCAAGUGCAAUUUGUGCCACGAGCGGAGGGAAGUGGCGUUACGCCCGCAACCAUUCUACGAGAGCGCAUCCAAACGCUGGGCUUGCGUCACGGCCUCCUGCAAGGAUUGGAGGCUACUGCUGUGAAGGAGUGCCCCUCGUAUGGGGUUUAUUUCUUAGUAUACCAAGAGUCCCGGCGCCGUUUGGACCCAAAAGUCCCCAUGGUGCUAUCCACGCUGGCAUCUGGGGGCCUUGCAGGCUGCUUUGCCCUGGGUAUGAUACACCCAGUGGAUGUGGUGAAGGCCCGGAUCCAGAGCCUUCCGAUCCAUGCAACUCCCGCAGAGCGAUCCGUGCGCCAUGUGGUGGCUGAAGGCCUGGCGCGUGAGGGUGGCGCCUUCUUCCUGCGCGGCUUCGGCGCCGCCAUGCAGCGAGCAUUCGUCGUCAACUCCGCGACGUUCGGUGGUGUCGAGCUUGGCAUGUCGCUGUGGGACCGGUUCCGGUGA
Molecule: messenger RNA, 861 nt
Organism: Symbiodinium pilosum
Lineage: Eukaryota; Dinophyceae; Suessiales; Symbiodiniaceae
Source: the annotation of a GenBank genome assembly